This is a messenger RNA of Coniophora puteana RWD-64-598 SS2, 339 nucleotides long. RefSeq lists its product as uncharacterized. NCBI's taxonomy places the organism in Eukaryota, Fungi, Basidiomycota, Agaricomycetes, Boletales, Coniophoraceae. The annotation marks the transcript as partial. The record is from RefSeq and is a predicted model, not a curated record. The transcript has 3 exons.
CAGGGCUACUGGCAGAUCACCGCCGACGACAUCUUCUUGGGCGGCCAACAGGGUGUCGGCCAGUUCGAUGCCAUCGCCGACAACAGCACCACGCUCAUCAUCGGAAUCCUCAACAAUUUUGCCUCGUUCUACGAGGCCAUCAGUGGCUAGGAUGCGUCGAGCACCCUCGGCGAGGGCUACUACACCACAUUCGACUUUAACAACCACGAGGUUGGCCCAAAGCGUGUGUCUUUGGUCUUACCUUCUGUGCCAGCCAAAGAGGCCUAUCACGAAAUCUUUUCUCAUGCAUGAUCCGAAGCCUAAUGCACAGAACAGUGGCUGGGCACGUCUUUAUUUCGC